UGUGUACUGUAUGAGCAAGACAUAAAUGUAGACAGCUCAUUUAGAACAUGGGUUUGUGAUUAAAACCCUCUGGAAGAACAUUAAAGAGGAAAGACAUUUGUCCACAGGCUUUUUUUUUUUACCCCCUCCCAGCACAAGCGGUCUAUGGAAGAGCAAGACAUGGGCAAUAAAAAGUCAGACAAGAAAAGUUCUGCCAGUAAAGUCAUUAAAAUAGCCCUGAUCAUCUUCAUUUGCAUCACAGGAGUCCUAGCACUUCUGCUGCUACUAGUAACUCAAGGACUUAUUAAUUUUCACAAGGAACGCUUUUGUUUAACUCCAGAAUGCAUUGAAGCUGCUGCUGUUAUACGAAACAAGAUGAACCUUUCUGUGGAUCCCUGUGACAAUUUUUUCCAAUAUGCCUGUGGCGGCUGGAUUGAAAACAAUCCAAUUCCCGAUGACCAGUCAAACUAUGGAAUCUACCCAUGGCUGAGGAAUAAUGUUGACCUUAAAAUUAAAGCACUUCUCGAGAAACCCUUAAGCAAGAGGAGAGAUACAGAAGCUUCACAAAAAGCAAAAAUAUUUUAUAACUCAUGUAUGAAUGAAACUCAAAUAGAAGAAGCUGAUAUCAAACCUUUGAUAAAACUACUGAAACAGUCCUCCCUUCGCUGGCCAGUGCUCGAGUCUAACAUCGGAAGUGAAGGAAGGUGGUCAGAGAGAAAGUUCAACUUUCUACAGACUCUUUCAGAAUUACGGGGGCAGUACAGUACAUCAGUGUUCCUGCGUGUCUUUGUGGGGACAGAUGACAAAUUGUCAAAUAACUUCAUUAUAAAGUUUGAUCAAGCAUCCCUGUCAUUAUUAUCCCAUGAGGAUUAUCUUGACAACAGUACAACGGCAAAAAGGUACAGAGAAUCCUUAUUUAAUUUCAUGGUCGAUAUAUCAGUUUUUCUUGGUGCCAACAAAACAAGGGCAGAAACUGAUAUGAAAGCAUUGAUUGACCUGGAAACUAAACUUGCUCAGAUAACCGUACCUCAUGAAAACAGGACAAGUGAAUCUAUGUACAAUAAAAUGAACAUCUCAGAAUUGAAUGCUAUGAUUCCACAGUUUGAUUGGUUAAGCUACUUGAAGAAAGUCAUUGACUUUAAGCUGCAUCCACAUCUUAAAUAUAUUGACUCAUCAGAAAAUGUGAUUGUUCGAGUACCAGAAUAUUUUAAAGAGUUGUUUAAGAUACUAGAAUCUGAAGACAAGAGGACUCUUGCCAACUACCUAAUAUGGAGAUUUGUGUAUUUAAGAAUUUCAAAUCUCAGUAGAAGAUUGCAAUAUAGACAACUAGAGUAUGCACGGGUUCUCAUGGGAACAAAUUCUUUGGCAGCUCGAUGGGACAGAUGUGUAAAUUAUAUUGAAAACGCACUUCCGUAUGCUGUUGGGAAGAUGUUUGUAGAUGCAUACUUCCAAGAGGACAAGAAAUUGAUGAUGGAGGAAGUAAUUGAAGCUAUCCGUUGGGCAUUCAUUGACAUGCUGGAGAAUGAUAAUGACUGGAUGGAUGAAGAAACCAAAGAUAAAGCCAAAGAAAAGAUUUCAGCCGAAUUCAGCAAAUUAGGAAUUCCUGAGUAUAUCAUGAAUCUUGCACAUAUACACACUGAUUUGAAAAAUUUGAAAUUUUCAGAGUCAGACUAUUUUGGAAAUGUUCUACAAACAUUGCACUUUCUAGCACAAUCUGAUUUCUCCUGGCUAAGAAAAGAAGUUCCUAAAAAAGAGUGGUAUACUAGCCCAACUACUGUCAAUGCCUUUUACAGUGCAUCAACAAAUCAGAUCAGAUUCCCAGUUGGAGAGCUCCAAAAACCUUUUUUUUGGGGAACAGAAUAUCCACGAUCCCUCAGCUACGGUGCGAUUGGAGUAAUUGUGGGCCAUGAGUUCACAUUUUUUUAUGCCUUUGAUACCCAAAUUAGAAGAGGAAAGGACAAUAGUAGGAGACAAUCAGGUGUGCUGCAUGCAUUUGUGUUGAAAAGGAACAUGCUGACAGGAGAAGAAAGCACGGUGAUGACACAUCUGUCUGCUUCUGCUCCCUCACUAUCAAUCACAGGCUGGGAGCAAGAAGCUGACAGGUUGUGCAACUCUGACUGCAGUCGCAAGUAUGACAAAGAUGGGAAUUUACAUCCAUGGUGGACCACAGAAUCUGAAGAGAGGUUCAAAGAGAGAACAAAAUGUAUUGUUGAACAGUACAAUGAUUAUUACUGGAAAGAAGCUGGCAUGCAUGUAAAAGGGCCAAAAACGUUAGCAGAAAAUAUUGCAGAUAAUGGAGGAAUAAGAGAAUCUUUUCAGGCAUACAGAAAAUGGAUUGCAGAGAAAAGAGAUGGAAAAGAAGAAAUGCUCCUUCCUGGAUUAGAUCUUAAUAAUAACCAACUUUUUUUCUUAAGCUAUGCUCAUGUGAGGUGUAAUACUUUUCGCCAUGAAGCAGCAAGAGAGCAGAUAAUAAGUGGUGUACAUAGCCCACCACAGUUUCGAGUAAUUGGUGCAAUGAGUAAUUUUGAAGAAUUUCAUAAAGCCUUCAAUUGUCAAGAAAACACAUUUAUGAACCGCGGAAAUAAUUCAUGUAGAGUCUGGUAGAAGAGGAAAUAGCUAAGGAACCAAUGUUUGAGCUGCUGUUGUAUUUCAUUUGAAACUUUGAAACCAAAGAGGAUAAUCCACUUUAAUGUCUUUCUGCUACCUGGAGAAAAAGCCAUGAUUACCUUUGGACAUAUCUUCUGGGCAUAUUCUACAUAACCAUGCCUUUAUAUUAUUAAUACUAUUGUAUUUUUGUAGUGUGGAUUACAAUUACUUUUUUCGAACGUAUACAGAAAUUAAGAUCUUGAAAUAUGCAAAUAAUGAUAAAAGAGUGUGCACUAUCAUAGAUUACUGUAAUAAGAUAGUGAAAUUAAUGUAAAAAAGGAAAUCUUAGUUAUGAAGGGUGCAGUGUUGUACAUAACUGUAGACGUUUGGUGAUGCUUGCACUGAAAGCCAUUUAUGUAUUUAAAAUGUCUUUUAAAAUGUCAUUUUGGAAUAGUAUUUUA
Nanorana parkeri is the source of this 3026-nucleotide messenger RNA. RefSeq names its product phosphate regulating endopeptidase homolog, X-linked (gene PHEX). Gene Ontology annotation, molecular function: metalloendopeptidase activity. The transcript has 26 exons. Bases 145 to 2583 code for a protein of 812 amino acids. Gene Ontology annotation, biological process: protein processing. The record is from RefSeq and is a predicted model, not a curated record. Lineage: Eukaryota; Metazoa; Chordata; Amphibia; Anura; Dicroglossidae. Gene Ontology annotation, cellular component: plasma membrane.